ACUUUCCCAUGUGCUAAAGCUUCAGUUUCAGAACUGGCAUUUCUUUUUUAUUAUUUCCAUAAUGUGUAUAAUUCUUCCAAGCUAAACAAAAAUAGUACAAAAGACCCUGCACGAAGAAACAGCACAAGAUCCAAUGAAAACUUCCCUCCCUACCCCCCCCCCCAAUUGAGUUUAUAAAACUUUUCCCAUGUUUUCAUUUUUUUCAGUCUGUCAGCAGAACAUGUUCCUGUAACAACAUAGCAAGGAACUGAAACUUCCAACAAUGGAUGAACUCAACCUGUGAAGAAUUUGUGUUUGCUUCUCUGUCUUGUCUCUCAGGAACUUCUGGUUGUAUAUUUGUAAGGCUUAAAAAAUGGACUUCAGGACACGUCUAGAUUAUGCUUUGUUCCAACUUACACCUACCAGAACCAGAUGUGAUCUGGUGAUUUUUGCUGGAAAAGAGAAUGAGAAAUUGGCAUCAGGGUUGCUAGAACCCUUCAUUUCACACCUCAAAGCUGCUAAAGAUCAAAUUUCUAAAGGAGGCUACUCUGUAACUCUUCGCCCUCUAGCCUCAUCUCCUCCCUGGUUCACCAAAGGCACUCUCCUAAGGUUUGUGAGGUUUGUUAGUACACCAGAAGUUCUUGAGAGAUUUGUGACAGUGGAGAGGGAAAUCGAACAGAUCGAGAAUUCAAUUCAAUCGUACGAAGCAAACGCUGCCGGGACGACAGUUGCAGAUGGGAAUUUCCAAAAGCCAUAUACUUCAUCUAAGUCUAAAGGUGAAUUCAAUGGAACCGAAGAUGAUGUUCCAGAAGAAACUUCCAAGGUUCGUCUUCAACGUGUUCUGGAGACAAGGAAGAAAGUACUUUGUAAAGAGCAAGCAAUGGCUUAUGCACGUGCUUUGGUUGCCGGUUACGAACCUGAUAAUAUCGAUGAUCUCAUCUCUUUUUCUGACACUUUCGGUGCUUCUCGUUUAAGGGAAGCUUGCAUAAAUUUCAUGGACUUAUGCAAGAGAAAGAAUGAAGAUAGGCUUUGGAUGGCUGAAUUAGCAGCAAUGCAAGCAUGUCCUAGACCAGACUUGUCUUACCUUGGAACAUCUGGGAUCGUACUUGCAGGGGAAGAAAAUGAUCCAAGUCAAAAUCUUACCAUAAAUGUCUCCGCCAUGAAGCAAACCGGUUCUGCCGCCUCAGAUGCUGGAAGUGGAGAUAUUAACCCUGAUGGUAGCUUGGCAUCCAUGGAUGGGAAAUCUCAAGUACAAAUUCCAUGGCCACCCCAUUUUCCUCCGUACAUGCAAAGUUUUCCGGGUUCUGGAUUUCAACAAAUGCCUCCAUAUCAAGGGUACAUUUUCCCUGGUAUGCACGGUGCUCCCCCGUAUUAUCCAGGAAAUAUGCAUUGGCCUCCGAAUGUAGAGGAUUCAAACCUUGCUUGUGGUUGGGAACCGGAUGAUCGUAGAAGUCAUAAAUCAUCUUCUAGGAGAAAGAAAAAAUCUUCACAAAGUAAGGGAGAUGAAUCCACUGAGUCUAAUGAUUCUAGCUCUGAGAGUGAACCAGAAGAGGAAGUACAUAAGAAAAAGCACGAAAAGAAGUCAUCAUCAUCAAGAAAGGUUGUCAUCCGUAAUAUUAAUUACAUUUCUUCGAAGAGGAAUGGGGAUAAGGGCAGUGAUUCCGAAGAUAAUUCUGAUGAGGAUGAGUUCAUUGAUGGAGAUUCUCUCAAACAGCAAGUAGAGGAGGCUGUUGGAUCACUAGGGAAACGGCACAAGUCUACCUCACGCCAUCAUAAGAAACACAAUGGAAGCAAGCAUCGAAACAGUGUGUCCUACGAUGAAGAUGAACUGGUAACUAAAAAUCCAGAGGGAGAAAAACGAAGCAAUCCCUGGGAUACUUUCCAAAACCUUCUCUUGCAAGACAAGGAUUUGGAUUCUUCUGAAGUAGAUAAACAGCCUGCAAGAUUGCAAGACAAAUAUUUUGCAAGCACGGGGACCGAGGGAGUAACAAAGCCAAAGACAAACUCAAGUGAUCCCUUUUUGGACUCACAGAUCGGUAAGGAUCAUGAAGGUGAAACUCGAGGCAGAAACUUUGGGACUAAUGAAUUUAGUGGCUCAGUUGUUAAGAGAAGAGAUGGCACAAAUGAGGAGUUGCUUAUGUUGCAAGGCACUGAUUCUGGGAUCAGUUCCCGAGCUAAAAUAUCCGAUUAUGCUGCAGAAUCCACUAUGGCCAGAACUCGCAGAGAAGGCGAAUGGUUUAUCAACAAAGAAGUGGAUAAAUCUUCGAAUCAGGAUGAGAUGAUGGGUCUCAAAAUGUUUGAUGGGGAAAAUGCUUCUUCAUUAGCUCGUGAAAGCAAGAAAGAUGUUUUUGUUGAUGACUCUUUCAUGAUUCAAGGUCCAUCAGUGGGAGAAUAUCAAUCUGAUCAGUUAAGGAUCGGUAUAGGCAUGGUUCCUGAACUCGAAGCUACUCAACAAGAACAUAGCAAUUCGGAAAAUGUAUCGAAGGCUGCUCCAGUUUCGUAUGAACCAGAUGAACUUUACAUGGUGAUUGGGCGUGGUUCAGCAGAAGAGACUGCCAUGACAUCUUGGACUCCAGAGAUUGACUACGAAAUGAACGCGUUAUCUGCUGAAGCCACCAGCAGGCAUGCUGAUGUUGAAAUAACCGGUGCCAAUGAAAAGGGGCCUGAUGCUAAAAAACUCGGGAAAUCCGAGGGGAAACUUCCGAAUAAAGAAGUUCGUUCUAGAGUUUCAAAUGGACCUCUUGCCAAGAGCAAGUCUGAUGUAGUAUCAAAGAGCAGGAAACCACCAGCAGGAAGCAAAACCAUGAUACGGAGAACUAAGUCUGAUCAGGAAGAGGAGAACAGAAAGAAAAUGGAGGAGUUACGGAUCCAGCGCCAGAAGAGGAUAGCUGAGAGGAGUGCUGCCGGUGGUCUUAAUCCGGUUACUUCCCGGAGGAGCUCCACCGAAAGUAAAACUUCAGCAGCUUCAACGAAGAGCCAGCCAUCAACUCAAGACACUAAGAAAUCGCCGAAGCCAGUCCUUAGAAGUUCCACCAUAGAACGCCUUGCAACCGCACGGAAUACUUCAAAGGUCUCUUCGGCUGAAUUGAAAUCGAGCCAGCCGAAAAAGCCGACAUUGAAGGAAAUCAGUUCUUCAACAACUCAGAAGGCUGCUCCUGCUAAGGAUAAGAACUCAAGCACAAACAAAGCCAAAGCUUCAGAUAUAAAAAGUGGUACAAAUAAAGAACUUCCAAGUGGCGAUAAUGCACAAGGAAAAAGGGAGUCCAAUGAGGUCACAGUAGCAUUGCCAAUGGAACCAGCACCAUCCAAAGCAACUCAACCUACUGACAUUGUUGAUGAUUUCAAGGACAUUCAAGAAUUGCAGACUACCCCAAUCGAAAAGACCGAAGGAAAUGCAACUUCGAAACCAAACCCGUCGGGGGAAGACCAAAGCUCAAAUGCCAAAAUGGUUACCGUAAAUAAGCCAAUGCAAUUAGAUCAUGUAAAAGGUGAUGAAGAAUUUAUAAUGCCAACUAAAGUUGUUUCUGAAGAUAACAUAGCACCAGAAGGAUUUGGUAAAGAUAUUCCUGAGACAACGGUCCAUCCUGUGCCGCCAGUGCCUAGCAAGACGGUAAGAUUUUCGACUGUAAAUAUCGAAGAGAUGCGUGCAACGAAUGAGAAAUAUCAGUCGCCUAGGAUUCCUGAAAUAGAGAUCUCAACUCCACCUCCAAAUGAUGGAAUGGACAAGGAACCAAUGCAUAGCAGGAAGAAAUGGAACAACGAGGAGAGCCCUCCUAAAGCAGCCAAAGGGUUUAGAAAGCUUCUUUUCUUUGGAAGAAAAAGCAAAAACUAUGCUACUGCUUAGUGUAUGCUUGUCUUUCCAUAUUGCUUAUGCUUCGGGUUUUCAGUUUUUUCGGGUGGAACGUACCAAUAAGGCCUUUGAUGUUGCUGCCAUUCAAGGAUUCAUGAACUUAUAAAGAAAAAUGGGGAAAAUAAGAGAGAGAUUCAUAAUGUAAUUUAUCUUUGUUUGAUAUAUCAUGUUGGAAGGGUUAAAACACAUUCUUUUUUGUUUGAUUGUAUACCUUUGUAUUUUGAAUCAUUUGUAAUUUGAAUUCUUUGGUGUUCUUUUUUUUCCAUAUGAAAAAGCCUGCAAUGUUUUUUA
Molecule: messenger RNA, 4120 nt
Organism: Gossypium raimondii (Peruvian cotton)
Lineage: Eukaryota; Viridiplantae; Streptophyta; Magnoliopsida; Malvales; Malvaceae
Product: COP1-interacting protein 7
Exons: 9
Coding region: 353-3823 (1156 amino acids)
Biological process (GO): response to light stimulus; positive regulation of DNA-templated transcription
Source: RefSeq, a predicted model, not a curated record